AUGGACGGGCAGAUCCACCUCUACAGCCCCAGGUCGGCGAUCCGUGUGACGUCUGAUCCUGAGAAGAAGCCGCAACCGCACUCACACAAGCACAAGUCGUCGCGCCACCACCGCGACCGUCUAGAUGGCCAUCGUCAUAGCUCCAGCAGACGCCAUGCGGCCAAGGAGGCCAUGCAAUCGGCUAUUCAGCCUCCCACCAGCUUUGGGGACUUGCUGAGACAAGCACGAGGGAGCAGAGAAACGAGUCCUAGCCAUAGUCGCAGACAGAGCGUCGCCCCAAAGCAGGUAGAUGGAAGCGCAAGUGGAAAGGAGGAAGCUACCAGAGGCAUCACCAUUCCGCCGCGGAGACCCCUCCGCCCUGCUGACGUAGAGUUGGAAGCAAAGAGGGUCAAGGUCAGAGAGCAAGAUGUCCGCCGAGCCCUCCAGUCCCUCUCCGACCAAUCCCUCCAGACUUCGCGCCGCCUAGACGAUACAUACUACACCAUCCUUGAAAAGGCCUCCGUUUUGCGACAAACAAUCGGAACACUACAAGAGCUAUCCAGCUUAACAAGGGAGCUACACGAGAACUUUGAGUCGGACACCACCGAGCUGGUAGAUGACGUCAAGGGCCAAGUAGAGGUAUUUGACGGCUUCAAAACACAGCAAGAGCAGGUCACCGGACUGGAAGACCGCAUCAAAGUAGGGAGAGAAAAGGCAGAUGCUUUGACAGCAAGACUCGCAAAGGCACAGGAGCGUGUCAAUGCCAAAGCAAAGUCGGAAGCCGAGUGGCAGGCGCAGAAUACCCAUCGUGUGCGCAUCUUCUGGGGCACGAUAGGCCUUCUAGUCACCGCCCUCGUACUCCUUUUCGUCUUCCACCCACUCCAACCCGCGGACAUCGCCAAAACACCGCAAACGCAGCUCGAUCCCGCUACCAGAGAUGCUAUCCUCAACGCGGACAUACCAGAUAUAGCAAAGGAAGCCAUUAUAGGACAUACAACGGCCAAGACGACGAGCACAGCAGUUAGUUCUGCUGGUGUGAAGUCUGCUCCAAAAGUGGACGAGCGGCUGCGCAAGUUCGACGAGUUGUAA
Pyrenophora tritici-repentis Pt-1C-BFP is the source of this 1068-nucleotide messenger RNA. RefSeq names its product Spc7 domain containing protein. NCBI's taxonomy places the organism in Eukaryota, Fungi, Ascomycota, Dothideomycetes, Pleosporales, Pleosporaceae. The record is from RefSeq and is a predicted model, not a curated record.